This is a messenger RNA of Microthlaspi erraticum, 1143 nucleotides long. The record is from the annotation of a GenBank genome assembly. Lineage: Eukaryota; Viridiplantae; Streptophyta; Magnoliopsida; Brassicales; Brassicaceae.
AUGGAGUCAGAAUUUCAGCAACAUCACUUCCAUCUCCACGAUCAUCAACACCAGAGACCGAGAAACUCGGGACUGAUUCGGUACCAGUCCGCGCCGAGUUCUUAUUUCUCGAGCUUCGGAGACAGAGAAUCGAUCGAGGACUUCUUAGAUCGACCGACUAGUCCCGAGACGGAGCGAAUCUUAUCCGGCUUCUUACAAACCACCGACACAAGCAACAACGUCGAUAGCUUCCUCCACCAUCCUUUCUCUAGGCAGAACAGUGGUGGGACGACGGAGAAGAAGCCUCUGGAGGUGAAAACAGAGGAGGUGAUUGAUAUUCCGAUGGAGGUCGUCGUCGGUGAUGAUGUUGUUGGUGGCGUUGUGGCUCCAGAAUCAACCGGAUAUGCUUCGGUUGUGCGGAGUUUAGGUCAGAGUAAAAGACCGAGAGAGAAAGAUGAUCGGACUCCGGCGAAUAAUCUCGCUCGACAUAAUAGCUCCCCCGCCGGAUUGUUUUCCUCCAUUGAUGUCGAAACAGCUUAUGCAGCUGUAAUGAAGAGUAUGGGAGGGUUUGGAGGAAGUAAUGUGAUGAACACAACCAAUAUUGAAGCUUCGUCACUUACUCCUAGAAGCAAGCUCUCUCGUACAGCUUCAAGACCGAUGAGUCCGAUCUCUGAGGUCGAUGUCAAACCGGGUUUCUCGUCAAGAUUGCCUCCUCGAACACUCUCUGGUGGGUUUAACCGUUCGUUUGGGAAUGAAGGCUCUGCUUCCUCCAAGCUUACAUCACUUGCAAGGACUCAAUCUGGAGGUCUAGAUCAGUACAAAACCAAGGAUGAAGAUUCAGGAAGUAGACGUCCUCCUUUGGCGCAUCACAUGAGUUUGCCCAAGUCUUUAUCAGAUAUUGAACAGUUACUCUCAGAUUCUAUUCCUUGUAAGAUCAGAGCCAAGCGUGGUUGUGCUACUCAUCCUCGAAGCAUCGCUGAGAGAGUGAGGAGAACCAAGAUCAGUGAAAGAAUGAGGAAGCUGCAAGAUCUUGUUCCGAACAUGGACACGCAAACAAACACAGCAGAUAUGUUGGAUCUUGCGGUUCAGUACAUUAAGGACCUGCAAGACCAAGUUAAGGCGCUCGAAGAGACUCGGGCAAGAUGUAGAUGCUCCAAUGCGUAA